Suricata suricatta (meerkat) is the source of this 1185-nucleotide messenger RNA. It is a transcript of the gene TBX10, whose product is annotated as T-box transcription factor 10. The transcript is spliced from 7 exons. Lineage: Eukaryota; Metazoa; Chordata; Mammalia; Carnivora; Herpestidae. Bases 1 to 927 code for a protein of 308 amino acids. The record is from RefSeq and is a predicted model, not a curated record. Gene Ontology annotation, biological process: regulation of transcription by RNA polymerase II; cell fate specification; positive regulation of DNA-templated transcription. Gene Ontology annotation, cellular component: nucleus. Gene Ontology annotation, molecular function: RNA polymerase II cis-regulatory region sequence-specific DNA binding; DNA-binding transcription factor activity, RNA polymerase II-specific.
AUGGCUAGCUACACCCUGGGGAGUGGCCUCCGGGAGCCCGAAAGAAGGAUGUUCCCCACCUUCCAGGUGAAGAUCCUGGGCAUGGACACGCUGGCCGACUACGCCCUGCUCAUGGACUUCGUGCCUCUGGACGACAAAAGAUACAGGUACGCCUUUCACAGCUCGGCCUGGCUGGUGGCGGGCAAAGCAGAUCCGGCCACGCCCGGCCGCGUGCACUUUCACCCGGACUCGCCGGCCAAGGGCGCGCAGUGGAUGCGCCAGAUUGUGUCCUUUGACAAGCUCAAGCUGACCAACAAUCUGCUGGACGACAAUGGCCACAUCAUUCUCAACUCCAUGCACCGCUACCAGCCCCGAUUCCACGUGGUCUUCGUGGACCCGCGUGAGGACAGCGAGCGCUACGCCCACGAGAACUUCAAGUCCUUCGUCUUCGCGGAGACCCAGUUCAUGGCCGUGACAGCCUAUCAGAACCACCGGAUCACCCAGCUGAAAAUCGCCAGCAACCCCUUUGCCAAGGGCUUUAGGGAGAGCGACUCGGACUCCUGGACUGUCCCUCCACGAGGCCUGCUCAGUGUCCCGACCCGCAGUCACAGCAGCCUCGGCCCCUGCCUGCUGAAGGGCUCCACAGGAGGGGGAAAAGAUCCCAACAACGCUCCGGUCUCCAACUCCAGGACCUCUGCCCGGCUGCACCAUCAGCUGCUGGGCCCCCCUGAGGCUCUGCUGGCCCCAGCCACCUACCAGCCCCUCCCCUACCAGGGCCUGCACCCUGGAGCCUCAAGCCCCCUCAGGAUCCCAAGGGCCCGGCCAACACCGUACCCCCUCCCCAAUAUCCAGGUUGAUAGAGAUCAGGAGAGCCUUCCCCUCCCAGCUAGGCUGGGGCUCCUGUCCCCCACUGCCAUGUGCUUGGGGCCUGUCCAGGACCCUCAGUGAUGAUGAGACCCUAUGCACAGACUCCUCUUACCCUGAAUACCACCCCUCCUGCCUCACCUCUGCAGAGGCCCUCUUCCCUCAAGGAUAGCAGAACAGGUGGAAGCCCAGAGAGGAAGGUUACCUGCCCAGAGUCACAGCAAGGCUGAGAAGGUGCCAGGCUUGCAACCAGGCCCCCCACCUCCCAACAUGCCCCUUCUGUCUUAGGGUGACUCCUCUCAACCCUGCUUUACCCCUCCCUUUCCUCCAACAUUAAACCAU